Magallana angulata is the source of this 2595-nucleotide messenger RNA. RefSeq lists its product as uncharacterized. Lineage: Eukaryota; Metazoa; Mollusca; Bivalvia; Ostreida; Ostreidae. The transcript is spliced from 2 exons. The record is from RefSeq and is a predicted model, not a curated record. Bases 757 to 1905 code for a protein of 382 amino acids.
GUCAGGACAAUUAGGUUUUUCCAGUUAUGAUAUAUUACUGUCCCAGGUGUCAAAAAGUCUUUACAGAAUUUUAUCACUAGUUUUAUCGAGAUGGGGGGAUAACUUAUUUACUUAAAAACAUAAUAUCAGUAGAAGAAAUAUAUUUAACAUAAAGAAUUCAAUUUACAUUAUAUGUAAUUUCCUCUGUCAGCUGACUUGGUAGUCGGGGUGAUCUUGAUCUGCCAUUUUAUCCAACAAGAUGGAUCCGCGUCUUAGUGCCCAGGACGUACGUGGUACGGUGUGACCUUUGUAAGAAUAACGUUGUACAGAAUUAUUGUGACUACUGCCAUGUAAAACUAUGUAAGCUAUGUAUAGGAGAACACAUCUCAGAUGGAUAUGACAAACAUAAAAUUGUCCCAUUCCAGCAACGAAAAUCCACCCUGAUUUUUCCAAAUUGUAAGAAACAUUCCAAAGAAACAUGCAAACUGCAAUGCAUGUCAUGUAACAAUUCUAUUUGCGCCAAAUGCUCGAUAUUAAAAGAUUACAAAGAUCAUAAUGUAGUAGACUUAGAAGACAGCUACAAUUCGAAGAAAGAAAACAUUUAAUAAAAAAGAAACAGAAGAAAUAGAAACUGUAAUUUCUCCAACGUAUGAAGAAAUAAGAAAAGCAUUGGAGAGCCAGAUUGCCAGCUUAGAUGGAGAGUACGAAAAAAUUAACACAAUAGUGUCCAAACAAGGAGAGAAAUGGCAUAAAGAAAUUGAUAGAGCUAUCGAACAAAUGAAGAACGAAAUAAACGAGAUCAAAGUAAGCCAUCGGGACAUCUUGAUGAAGCAUUUAAAAGAGAUAAAACAGAUAGAGUCUAUGAUAAAUGAAAACUUAUCAACUUUGAAGGACCCACAGAGGGAAUCCAAUGUUGUGUCUACAGUAAUAGAAUACAGUUCAAGAAACAACGAAUUUGGUAAACUUCCUCCAAAAAUUCACGUGGAAGUGCCUACAUUUUGUCCGAGACCAGUGGAUAGAAUAGAAGCUAAAACAUUAAUUGGAUCCAUCAAUCCUCUAACAUCUGCCACAAUUGAAAAUGGCUACAUAAUGAAGAAACAAAGGAUGUCCUCCAGAGAACUGUUGGAUACACCAGUGGUCAUCAACACGUUUAACACAGGGUAUACCAAUCUCAGAAAUGUUUUCUUUCACAGCGAACAAGAAAUCUGGGCGUCUGCUGAAGAUAGCGAAAUAAAAUGCUUCAACAUUAAAGGUAACUCAAUCAAUGUAAUUAGAACAAAGUCUGGAGAAUGUCCUAAUGAUCUAGCAGUAACAACUGAAGGAUGUUUACUGUAUACUGACUGGAAAUUGAGCACUGUAAAUAAAGUAGUGAAUGGUCAGAUAGAAGAAAUAAUCACUCUACAGGGAUGGAUACCCCGUUUUUUAUGUGUCACGUCCUCCGGAGAUCUUCUGGUAAUGGUGUGUAAUGAUGACGAAACCCAUUGCAAAGUUAUUCGAUACUCAGGCUCAUUUGAGAAACAAACGAUUCAAUAUGAUAAGAACGGUAAACCUCUCUACUCAGGGGAUUAUAGAAUAAAAUACAUUGCCGAAAACAGAAACCUAGAUAUAUGCGUGGCUGACCGUGCAGCCGGUGCAGUGGUUGUUGUUAGUCAGGCCGGAAAACUCCGAUUCCGUUACACCGGUCAUCUAUCUAAAGAGAAUCCGUUUAUUCCUCGUGGAAUUACAACAAACAGUCAGAGUCAGAUCUUAACAGCAGUCGGCGACAGCCUCUGUAUCCAUAUUCUGGAUCAGGAUGGACAGUUCUUGCGUCAUAUUGAUAUUAUAAUGUUCGAUUAUCCUUCCAGUAUGUGCGUUGAUACACUUGACAACUUGUUUGUUGCCGAGUACAACACUGGAGAUAUCAAGGUCAUUAAAUAUCUAAAGUAAAAUAUAUUUUGUAAAUAGUUGGUAAUUGCUUUGACUUAUGCGGAAAAUAAACUGAAUGAAUGAUAAAGCUUCUGUCCGAAAGUUUUUGUCGGAUGAUCUACUUUUUUGGCUUUAUUAUGUAUGUUGUGUAAUAAAAUUAUUUAAAAACUUGAAAUACCUUUUAAUGUCCUUUGCUUUAUUUUCAGUCUGUUCUUAUUUUUCUAAGCAAAUAUGUUUCUUAUUUACUUAAGUUAUUUUAAGUGCAAGAGGUUUUACGUAUUAUAACUUUAUUUACGACAAUUCUGAAGGCAGACGACAACCAAAGAGUUAGUGUUCCAUUAGUGCAUAUAUAUUUCAAUAGAAAACAUUGGGCAUCCUUGUAAUCUAUCGACAUACCUCUACAAUGUGCGUCUGUCGCUGAUAUGAUAUAUAAGAACUUGGCAGGAUAAGUAUUAUCAGGUAAUACAACAUGUUCCUUAAAGACUAUGUGAAUCCGUAGUUGUAUCCUUUUAGUAGAUUCAAGUCAUUGAAUAGGACAUUAUCUUUAUCUUAGUUGAUUAAUAUAAUCUAAUGUGCGAGCUUGUAAAGCUUGUAGAGUAUUUGUUUGGUUAAUAUUCACAAAAUGAGCCAAACAUAGUUUCAAAGUUGAUAAAUUAGGUUGCUUGACUGUUAAUUAUAUUUUCAAACAGCAAACUGUAGGAAACGACGUAC